Molecule: messenger RNA, 3746 nt
Organism: Solanum dulcamara
Lineage: Eukaryota; Viridiplantae; Streptophyta; Magnoliopsida; Solanales; Solanaceae
Product: protein NPGR2-like
Exons: 6
Coding region: 1192-3381 (729 amino acids)
Molecular function (GO): protein binding
Source: RefSeq, a predicted model, not a curated record
CAAUUUUUCAGUUACUUUUUUAAAGAGAGAAAAUAUUGUCAGUUACUUCAUGAAAUAUGUAGGGAAAAAAAAUAACUGCAUAGUUCCACUAUUACAGGCGGCAGAAGCCUGGCCUUUUUAGAAAGUUUAUAAAAUUACAGAUUGGUCCCAUUCACAAGUAUUCAUUUCCAAAUCCAACCCAAUACUUUUCCAUUAUUCCAUAUCUUUCCUCAUAGUAAUAAAAUCUUCUCCUUCAAGAAUUCAUGCCAUUUGCGAUUUUUCCAGUCUUUUUGGUGGAUUCCACACAAAAUCCAUUUCAAAUAUCCCCACAAAAUACCCAAAUCACAAUUCAAAUAAAGAAAAUUGAAAGAUUUUUUUGGGAUUUUUGAUUGAUAUAGAACCAAAAUCAUUGAAUUUAGAGAUUUUGUGAAUCACGCAGUUUUGAGAAAUUUGUUCAGAAAGAAGAGAAAAGGAAAUUUUUUGUUUUGAUGUUUUGUUGGAUUCUUGAUUGAUCAUUGAGUUCUCACAAAAACCCAUAUUACCAAAGUUGAGAAUUUUACUAUUAAGAAGAAAAAAGUGAGAAAAAGGGUGUGUUUGGUUUGAUGUUUUGUUGGAUUCUUGGUUGAUCAUUGAGUUUUCACACAGACCUAUAUUACCAAAGUUGAGAAUUUUACUAUUAAGAAGAAAAAAGUGAGGAAAAAGGUGUGUUUGGUUUGUUGUUUUGUUGGAUUCUUGGUUGAUAAUUGAGUUUUCACGCAGACUCAUAUUACCAAAAGUUGAGAAUUUUACUAUUAAGAAGAAGAAAGUGAGAAAAAAGGUGUUUUUGGUUUGAUGUUUUGUUGGAAUCUUGGUUGAUUAUCGAGUUUUCACAGACCCAUAUUACCAAAAGUUGAGAAUUUUACUAUUAAGAAGAAAAAAUGAGAAAAAGGGUGUGUUUGGUUUGAUGUUUUGAUGAAUUAAUUGGUUGCUAAACGAAUUUACAGAGACCCAAAUCACCAUUUCAAUUCAGGGACUCUGUGAAUUUUGUCAAGUUGAGAAAAGUUGCCUAAAAGGAGUUGAAAAAGAGUAGGAAUUUUGUUGAAGAUUUUGGGGACAGAGAAUACCCUUUUGAUCAAAAUUCCAGUUUGAUUGCAAAUAAAAAUAUGGGAACUGCUCAUCAGUGUUUCCAUUAUUCUUCAAAUAGUGAAAACAUUGUGAGAGAGUUCGUACAAUAUGGAGAAUGAUAAUUGGGUCAACAAGACGGGUAAGGCUCGGAUAAGUUUGAAGUUGAGGAAGACAAUGAAGUGCUUCUGCUCAGGAGAACAAUUACAGAUAGGUGACAUGGUUCCAAUCCCUGAUUCCCCUGCGACUAAGGAUUACACUGCAAGUGUCCGUUCAUCAAGAGCAGGAGAAGCUGAAUAUAAGCUAGAUACUGGCAAUAUUGAAGAAGCUGAAUCAUCAUUGCGCGAGAGUGGUGCUUUGAAUUAUGAGGAAGCAAGGGCAUUGCUUGGAAGAUAUGAGUACCAAAAGGGCAACAUAGAGGCUGCUCUACAUGUGUUUGAAGGGAUAGAUAUUGCCUCAGUGACUACUAAAAUGAAAGUCACACUUGCCAAAAGAGCUCGAACUCAAAAGAGACGUUCACAGAAGUAUGAGACACCACCAAUGUCCAUACAUGCUGUGAGUUUGCUCCUGGAAGCAGUCUUUCUUAAAGCGAAAUCAUUGCAGGCUCUUGGGAGGUGUAAAGAAGCUGCUCAAUCAUGCACUGUUAUUCUGGACAUUGUUGAAUGUUCAUUACCAGAAGGCUUGCCUGAAAACUUUGGUGCUGAUUGUAAAUUGCAGGAGACUCUCAGCAAGGCUGUUGAGCUUCUUCCACAAUUAUGGAUACUUGCAGAUGCUCCGAAGGAAGCAAUUAUGUCAUACCGCCGAGCUCUUCUUCAACAGUGGAAUCUUGAUGUCCAAACUAAUGCAAAGAUUAAAAAAGAGUUUGCGAUUUUUCUUCUAUACAGCGGAAAUGAAUACAAUCCCCCUAGUCUCAGAUUCCAAAUGGACAGUUCAUUUGUUCCCAGAACCAAUAUUGAAGAGGCCAUUCUUCUCUUGAUGAUUUUAUUGAGAGAGGUUACUCUACAAAUUAUAGAGUGGGAUCCUUCGAUUUUUGACCAUCUCUCUUUUGCAUUAUCUAUCUCUGGUGGCCUAUUGGCUCUGGCUAAACAAGUAGAAGAGUUGCUUCCUAGGAAUAUAGAUCUGCGUGAAAGGUAUUAUAUCUUAGCUCUCUGUUAUUACGGAGAAGGAGAUAACUUCACUGCCUUGAACUUGUUGCGGAAACUGUUGAGUAGUGCCGAGGAUCCCACUUGUGUUCCAGGUCUGUUACUGGCUUCAAGAAUCUGUGCUGAAAGCUUAGAAUGUGCAGGAGAUGGCGUAAAUUUUGGUCACAGAGCCAUUGAAAGCUUGCAAGGUAGAUGUGAUCGGCUGAUGGGUGCUGCAAACUAUGUCUUAGGUCUUUCACUUUCAGCACAGUCUAGAGCAGCAGUGACAGAUUCUGAGAGGGUUAGGAUGCAAUCAGAGGCACUUCAAUCCUUGGAAUCUGCUGGGGGACUGAAAAAGAUGAAUGACUCCAAUGUCAUUUACCAUCUUUGUAUAGAAAAUGCGGAGCAAAGGAAGUUGGAUACUGCACUCCAUUAUGCAAGGUGCUUUCUUGAAUUGGAAGGUGGGUCUACUCUGAAGGGGUGGAUGCUGUUGGCUCGGGUGUUAUCAGCUCAAAAACAGUUUCCAGAAGCUGAAACCAUCAUUGAUGCAGCUAUAGAUCAGAGCGGAAAGUGGGAUCAAGGAGCUUUGUUGAGAACCAAAGCUAAGCUCCAAAUUGCACAAGGCCAAUUGAAAAAUGCUAUAGGAACAUAUGGUCAGCUUCUUGCUGUUCUUCAGGUCCAGAGAAAAAGCUUUGGAAUGGAGGAAAAUCUCAAGAAGGAGAGAGACUACAAUAGAACUACGGAGCUGGAAACCUGGCAUGAUCUUGCUUCCAUCUACAUUAAAUCAUCUCAGUGGCAAGAUGCAGAAAUCUGUCUUUCCAAAUCCGAGGCCAUUAGUUGUUAUUCUGCUUCUAGAUUGUAUACUGCUGGUUUGCUUCAUCAGUCAAAGGGCCUUUACAAAUCUUCAUUAACAGAUUACACAAACGCUCUUACUGUUGAUCCAUCUCAUGUGCCAAGUCUAAUAUCAACCGCGGUGGUACUUAGGCAAAUAGAUAACCAUUCUCCCGCAACUGUUAAAAGUUAUCUGAGAGGAGCACUGCAACUUGAUCGGAUGAAUGUUUCUGCAUGGCAUAAUCUUGGCCUGAUUUACAAAGAGGAAGGUUCAGCAAUGGAAGCAGCUGAGUGCUUUCAAGCAGCUUGGUCACUGGAAGAGACUCAGCCUAUCGAACCCUUCAGAUGACUACCUGUUUGUACAUACUUUUAAACAGAUUGCUCAAGCUGUAACCUUGCUCCAACUCUCACGUUUUCAUCCCUCGAGCUAAGAUCUUGUCAUGUAAUGACAGAGGGAAAGAUAGUCAUUUUGCUUAUUUUUCUUGAGCAUGUUUCUGACGCUCAAGUCGGGGUGCUUUCAAAUGAUUCACAAUGAGAGAUUUUUGUCCAAAGAGAGUUUAUUCUUUCAUAGAUCUGAUAAGAGAGGAGGAAGAUAGAGUUCGAACGUUACUUUCUCUAAUACAGGGUGUUAUACAAAAUUUUCUUGCCUUUGAAUGUACAGAUAGUCCUGAAACUAACAAGUUUAUGAUAAAGUUAUCCAACCACAUGUUUCAA